Molecule: messenger RNA, 1293 nt
Organism: Suillus fuscotomentosus
Lineage: Eukaryota; Fungi; Basidiomycota; Agaricomycetes; Boletales; Suillaceae
Product: glycoside hydrolase family 27 protein
Exons: 20
Coding region: 1-1293 (430 amino acids)
Biological process (GO): carbohydrate metabolic process
Molecular function (GO): hydrolase activity, hydrolyzing O-glycosyl compounds
Source: RefSeq, a predicted model, not a curated record
AUGAGGACAUUCGUCACCGCUGCAAUCUGUAUACUUUCUGCAGCUACGUCUGCCAAUGCUAUCACGAACGGUGUUGGUAAACUGCCUGUAAUGGGUUACAAUGCUUGGAACGCUUUUGCGUGCAACGUCAAUGAGACUCUCAUCAUACAGACUGCGAAAUACAUGAAGGAGUAUGGCCUCCUGGAUGUUGGCUAUAACCACGUCAAUCUUGACGAUUGCUGGGCUAUGAAGGAUCGUAGCUCUACUGGCGAGGUCAUAUCGGAUAGCAUCAGGUUUCCAAGCAUGAGAACACUCACAGAUCAGCUCCAUGCUCUUGGCUUCUACGCAGGCAUUUAUUCCGACUCUGGCUGGUUUACCUGCGCCGGAUUUCCUGGCUCCUUCAUGCAUGAGGAACAGGACGCAAUGACCUUUCAAUCCUGGGGUUUCGACUUCCUCAAAUAUGAUAACUGCGCCAUUCCAUUCGAUGAUAUCAUCCGAGAGGGCAUGGUCGGAAAGUACCAGCGCAUGGCAGACGCUCUCGCUGCGGUAGCGAAGAAGACUGGCACUACUCUAAUAUUCAGUCUGUGUGAGUGGGGCUGGAGUCACGUUUGGUUGUGGGGUGCCCAAAUUUCUCACAGUUGGAGAAUUGAUGAUGACAUUGCGCCUCAAUGGAACUCGAUUUCUAGUAUCAUCAACUCCGUGUCGUUCAUUACUCAAGCUACUGGCUACUAUGGGCGCAAUGAUCUCGACAUGCUCGAAAUAGGCAAUGGGGACCUCACGUACGACGAAGCAAAAACCCACUUUACUGUGUGGGCUCUUGUUAAGGCCCCCUUGCUCAUUGGCACCAACCUCGCCACUAUAAGCCAGGAAAUGCUCAGUAUCCUGAAGAAUCAAGAGAUCAUCGCGGUUAACCAGGACCCCAUCUAUGGCACUAGCAUCUCGCCCUUCCGCUGGGGCAUCAAUUCUGACUGGACCUACGAUGCAACACACCCUGCUCAAUACUGGAGUGGUCCCAGUGAGAACGGAACGGUUUUCAUGCUUAUUAACACUUUGAACGAGCCGGCUAACCUAUCUUUCAACCUCACCGAAUCUCCUUGGAUUCGCGCCGGCAUCCAGUAUUCCGUCCGGGAUCUGUGGACACACACGAAUAACGGCACCGCUGUGCGUAGCUUCACGGCCAUGAAUGUCCCCGCGCAUGGUGUAGUGGCGCUAUUGCUCAAUGAAGAUGGGAAUGAACCCGCUGGGUUGGUGCCACCCUGUGCUGGCCAGGCUCUUUCACAAUGCACUGCUCAGGAUGGGACGAAAUACUCAUGA